Molecule: messenger RNA, 1161 nt
Organism: Bacidia gigantensis
Lineage: Eukaryota; Fungi; Ascomycota; Lecanoromycetes; Lecanorales; Ramalinaceae
Exons: 4
Coding region: 1-1161 (386 amino acids)
Molecular function (GO): protein binding
Source: RefSeq, a predicted model, not a curated record
AUGCCAGAUGAUGAAAUAUCCUACGUUUGGCGAAUGGCCUGCUUUUGCUACGGCUUAAGCUACUCACCCCAGAAGGCUGCAGUGGACAACGUAUGGAUAUCAGCAGCACAUACCCACGCGAUGGUGUACAGCCUAGGAGACAAAUAUGCCGUUAAUGGACUCCAAGAAUAUGCUAGCCUCAGGUUUGAGACAGAGUUGAAAAAGGCAUUAUCUUCCGCCUUCUGGGCUGCACGUCGAGACGGCUCUAAUUUGCAAGACGCCGUUGGCAAAGCCCUAGAGGGUUUCGAUGAGACUGUAAAAGCUGUGUAUACUACAACGCCCGAUAGUGAUCGAGCUCUAAGGGAUAUUAUUGUGGCAUUCAUCAACGAGAAGUGGAAGAUGAGCAGCAUGCGUUCGAAACGUCGCCGUGAGUCGGCGCUCUCACUUGAUCCUGAAGAUUCAAAUGAGUCGAGCCGUCUCUAUGAAGCCUUUAAACCUGACGACUACUGCCCGGGGGUCUACUCUUUGGGGCCGCAGCAAGAGCUUUUUGAUGCGCUCGGCCAAUUGCUCAGGACUGGGUACAACUCAGAUAUCACAAUUGUUUGCCAAGGGUACUCCGUGGAUGUGCACGAAAUACUGAUUACUUGUCGUUCGACGUACUUCCAAAACAUGCUUGCAAACGACCUUCGGCUUUCGGAAGAAGACCCAGAAAUGAUCGAGAAGGUUGUUUCGUACCUGUACCAUCUCGACUACAAACCGCAAGUUUCUUGUUGGCUUACACAAGAGCAUCUUAAAGAUAGCGACCUCGAGAUCCAUGCUGAGAUGUUCUAUCUUGGGCAUUAUCUAGGUAUUGACGGUUUGAUGUGCCUUGCAUUUUGGAGGAUGAAGGCUUGGCUCGAGAAGAAGUCCAAUGCGAAAAGACAGAAAAGCUUUCGACCCUCAGCCCUUAACGCCUUCAUCAAGGCCACACACAUCAUUUGGGAGAAAAUUUCUACAAACUGCAAGAACGUACGAGACUUGAUGCUUGAUUUCGUUCCAGAAAAUUAUGCAGCACUGAAAGAGAUGAAAGCAUUCGCAGAACUCAUUACUGAAGUCAACGGCUUUGCUGCUGAUUGGAUCUUUUUCGACAUGAAGACCUGCGAUACUCCGGUGUAUCAGCGAUUGAAAAGUUGUGAAGUAUAG